AAGCCAUAAACGAGAUAAACUCUGCGGCUAUGCUUACUUUUUUCUUCUCCUUCUCUCCUGCUUGAACUCUUUGGUACCCUGAGUGGUCUGCGUGGUGUCUUGUGAAAGAACUAUUCAGACACUUGAUGAUUUGAGGAAGGUAAACUCUUUCUGCUAUUUUUACCCAUUGACUUUUUUGGCAAAGAUGUACUCUGUAAAGACAUGAGUCAUACUUCAUUAUGUAAAAACUGCCAAAGAUGUACACUAUUUUUCUUUUCCUUGAUCUUUACAGGAAUUGCAACAAAAAGGGUCCUUUUUAUUGCAGUUACAUAUUAUCACUGUUUCCUCCACCUGGGGGGUGAACCAGACAGGGUCAGGUUCAGGAGCAUCAAAUUGUAGAGGAGUGGUGACCUCUGCCUGCACACUCAGAAUAAUCAUCUCAGCCUGUGCUCUUUAGAGGGCAUUCAUGUUUUCAUUUCAGUGACCCGACAACCCUUUUCAUCGGCAGACUUCACAGACACCAAGUACUGAAAGCAUCCUCUUCACAUUCUUAUCUGGUCGACUGUCCUCUUUUGUUUUUUGUUUUUUUCUCAUUUGAUUUGUAAAGUUAAUCUCCAAUAUGCAGUGUUCUAGAGAAUCAGGAAUUUAUAACAACUCAAGAUUGAAAGAGCCACAUCUAAGGAUACAACAAAACUGCAAGUGGUGGUGGGAAAAAAAAAGACUAUAUAAAAUAGAUAGAUAGAUAGAUAGAUAGAUAUGUAUGUGUAUAUAUAUAUAUAUAUAUAUAUACAGUACAUACUUCAUAGAAUGAUAAAUGUGAGUAAGCAUCUCCAGUACGACUUCAGUGUUAAAAUCAAUUCAAAAUACCUGAAGUUUGAGGCUGGUAGACAGGUCAGUGCACACAUUAUCUAUAAUAUAAGGCUGCCAUUCUGCUGACCAGUGAGACCCAACAAAAGAUUGUAUGAAAGCAGCCCCUGGUAAAAGUGAAAUUUAAAGUUUUUUUGGUAGUUAAACUGGUUACAGUUCUGCAUUGAAGACAUCACUGAGAAUUAAAACCAACUUCCUCACAUACUGUAGAUAGAUCACAUAUUGUAGAUCAGUAUAAAUCUGAGUUUAUCUGUUAAUCAAGGAAAUCCUUAAUGAGGCUUCAGUAGAUUGAUUCACUUUUACAAGGUGAGAUGUUACAUAAGAUCAACCACAGAAAGCCACAUUAGCUGAAAAGUGAAAAGAUCCUCAAUGAUUUUCAAUAAAAAGGCUUUUUAAAUGAAAGGGGAAAAGCUGUUAUGCAAGGCUGAAAUUCUAGCCUCGGUGUAGGUAUUUUUGUACCAGAGAGAGAGAGAGAGAGAGAGAGAGAGAGAGAGAGAGGCAGAGGCACUAUGACAUACAAACAUUGUGUAACAGGGUCAAUACGUAGAGCUUAAAUUACCCAGGAGUUUUUUUUUAGGAAUGUGGAGCACCAGAUUUCUGUGUUUCCGUCAACAGCAUUUCAGAAUGAAGCAUAUUUCCCUCAGAUAGGCUGGUUUUAAUUGGCUGAACUUGAUCAAUAAACUCACACAGCUGUUGUGUUGCUUGUGUCUUACCUCUAAUAUGAUAUCUUCUAAGGGUUUCAAGACACCCAAGAAGCACCAUACAUGCUGUGUCUCUUAUCUACAGGAAACUGAAAAAUGUGUUGGUCACUACUUGGAUCAAAACAGUCGGAGAUGGGGAUUGUACAGCAGUCGAGCCAUAUGGUUAUUGUUUGUAUUGGGUUAUUCAGCUCUAUCCGGAUGCAAAUCAUUCUCAGCAUAUUUCCUCUCUCUUUGAUAUGCAAUGAACAAUUAUGUGAGAGCAGUCCCCCUGCUGACUCUCUCCAUUUACUUUCUGCACUUAUCUCUGCACACAAUGUAAUAUGGUCUUCCAUAUUUAGGUCUACAGGGUGUUCACAUUGGUGUAUCAGCACAAAGAGGAUUUAUCCCAGACGCCGCUUUAAUAACUUCCAACCUGCCAGGUGCUUUUGUCUGUGCUGGCAAAACCCUGUUAUCUACGAGACAGACUGUCAAGACAGACAGCAAGUUUUCACACAAUCGCCCAUCAAGCUACCCCGCUAUACUAUCUCUCCAAACAUCAUGCCUCAACCCUCAGUGCAAGAAUUAGAUAGCGUUGCAGCCUACACAAACACUCACGCACAUACAAGCACACAUGCACAGACAGAUCAAAUCAAUGGCCACCUUCCUCCACAUCAGGAAGCACUGUGCAGUAGGUGGCCGAUGGAGGAGUCCACCCACUUGCAGGAUAUUCAAUUGAAGGCAUGUACAAAUUCAUCCUCUCUCUAUUUCACUCAUGUCCACAUGGGAUAAGCUGCAUUUACUCAUGCACCUUUGAGCAAGUACUGAUUGUGUGUGCGCAAACGCCCACACAUCUGGAUCCAUCAUAGAGGCAAACAAUCAAUCUUUGUCACAUAAAAACAUCCCACCACACUCAAGCGACACAGGAAUACCCUCAAAUCUGCCGAUUUUAUGAAUGAACUGACAGGAGAAGGAAAUUGAACAGGUUGCUUCUUGAUUUUUUUCCUAAAAUGUGCAUUAGGUCACUGUUUAAAAAUGCUCCAACAGCUAUACAAUUACUCUAUAGUGGCUGUUACACUACUUAGUCGAUUAUAUUGUAUCAUGACACUAAAUCAGGGUUAUAUCUUUUAUCUUAAUGGAGCAAAACUAGGCAUAAAGAGAAGAAUUAAUGGAUCUGUUCACAUCCUGGAAAAAACCCUGCCUUUCUGAGAUAUAUGGACAAUCUUGUGCUAUAUUUGUGAGUGUCUGGUGCUUUCACAGCCUUUCAAAAAGAGACAGAAUCAGGUAAGAGGCAUGAAAUCGACUGUGCAAUGAACAUGAGAGAAACAGGGGAGGAGGAGGGCUGAAAAUAUUAACCUGCAAGCCUGAGUCCAUCCCCUCCUCCAAGCCUCGUACUGGAUAUCACCCAGAGAAAUUCGCUCAUUAGGACAGAGAGAAACACAUGUAUCAAACGCAGAUAGCUGUCAGUUCUCCUCUGGGAGAUCUGACCAUGGUAGGAGAGCGGAGAAGCCGCAAAUCUUCUGGCCAUAUGCUGUCUAUGAAUGUAUGUCAACAGUCUUUUCUGUUUGUUUAAUUUAUGGCUUUAACAGGCGCAUUUCUUCCUAUGGCACUCUAUAGUAGUAACGUUGUUUUUAAUUCAUCUUAUACAUGUAUAUAAUUAGCAGCCAGAUUCUGUGGAGAAAUGGAUGAUUGAUGCCUUUGGAGCUUGCUGUGGUUCUCUGUCAGGAGGGGUCAGGUUUGAGUUAAAAAUAAAAUCUCAUUAUGUGAAAUAGACGAUACAAAUGUAACAUGUUUUCUUUCAAGUGAAUGUUUUCUGCACCAUGUUGUUGUUGUUGUUUUGAUGAUGUACAUCUUAAGUAUGCUCUAUUCAUUUUCAUAAAGGCUACCACUCAAGGUCAUGUGGGAGGAAUUUGCAGAAGACAAGAUCCUCCUUUAGCUCAGAAUGGUCAGGAUUAAAAGAUGUGAAGCUGUGUCUGAUUAUCUGUAAGAAAUCUGAUAAAUCAUAGUUAGUGUUAGUCUCACUGUGCUUGGUGCCUGUGGAUGCACGGUGUGUGUGGUAUGCUCUGUGUAAUGGACUGACUGUCGCACAGAAGCAUACUUCUGAAACAUAUGGUUACCUGAGCGUGAAAGGUCAGUGACAAUCUUCCCCGCCCUUUUCUUUGCCCUUGGGUUACAAAGGUUGCCUAGAGGAGGGAAAGUUGGCAGCGACCACUCAGUGGUGAAGACAAAAACACUUAGGGGUGUCACUGGAACAAGAGGUGGAGGGAAAGUCUGACAGUGAUGGUGUGUGAUCUAGGAAAUUGGACCAAUGAUUGGUUGUGAGAUAUCAGGCUUGUGAGGGUGUGACGGGGCAUAUACUGUGGAACCUUAAAAGUGAUGAAUUGUUGGCUGACUCCUUGUUGUUUGUGAUAAAACCUGUCAAAGAAAGCUGCCCUGUAACUCUGAGCUUGGCAGAACAGCUGGACAUGAAAAAGGAACCUCCUUUAGCAACUAAUUUACAAGCUGUUUCAAUGGAAAUUAAGAUUUCACACAAUGGUUGAAUGUUACUCCAGCUAGUACUCCACGAGUGGUUAUGGUUAUGUACCAGUUGCCAAACUGCCAUCAGUUAUCUGUUUAGAUCAUAGAUUGUAUAUACCAUGGACAACUUGGUUCCGCCUUCUGCCAGUAUACGGAUUUGAUGCCAAAAAGCUCUCGGUAAUUCUGCGUUUUAUCUUCGUUUCCUGAAACCAACAUUGCGCAGUACCGUUGUAUGCACUGCACCACUUGCGCAGUAGCAUUGUACGUAUUUUGCAGGAGAGUCGCUGAGAGUUGCUGUAAAGACGCUCGGCUGAAACGGUGUAUCCCCCGGGUCAGCUACACAAUCUUCGUACACCCAUAGGCUGUAUAAAGUGUCAUUUAUAGAAAACAUGAACCCACUAAUAACUUUUAAAAAUGGAGCUGCACAGAAAAAAGAGGACUUCAGCACAAAACAGUCUUACAAUAACUACAUGUCAACAUCACAAGCAGGAGGGAGAAAAAUGUAUAUCCUGUGUAAUUAAUUUCUUAUGUUUGUCCACAGCCCCAUAGGGAUUGCUGGAGGAGGCAGGAUUUAUGACCUAUACUGCUGCUGGUCACCAGAGGGUGCUGUUCUCGGAGUGACUUCACCCAGCGAGGAGACAGACACUGUCCAUUCUAUACACAGUCUAUGGUUUAGAUCAGGAUUCUGGCAUAUUUUAGCAUUAUGGCAUUCGUCAUUACCAGAGCUACAGCUCCUGCUACUGGUAAGUGGCUGCGCUGAUACUUACACACUACAUAUACUUGGCAUUUUUGGCCCACAGUUAUAAAAAUAUAAACUACUUGUUUGACUGACAAGUAACUCUAGAGCCAACUUGUGAAUGAGAUCACGUGAGAUCAUUUGGUCAACUUAAUUUGCACAUCCCCAAAGCAAACACAGGGAAAAGUGGCUGUUCUGCACUUACAAUAAGUACCUGCUAAACAGCUAGGCUCUAUGUACACCACUUGUAUUAAUUUAUUUAUAGUAGGCUGUGCAGUUGCAGUUACAUUAAAGAUACAUGGACGCCUAUAAUUCCUAAUUUAUGUUCCUAAGAGGCCAAACUUUAAACUCAUACCUCACUUGCAUCUCAAUUAAAUCCAAUUAGUAAGAUAACCCUCCUGAAUGCAAUGAAAGUCCUGAGGGGUUGAAACCGUCAAGCUCAUUUUAAAACCCAAGGGAGUACACAGCCCAGCUUCUACAUAUCACUGCACAAAAGUAGUUAACUCAGCACCCUAAUGGAAAACAUCUCAACCAUACAAUUGAUUCUAAUUGUAUCCAAAACUUCUGAUGCUCCUAGACUAUAUAGUGUCAAAUAAAUAUAACCUAAUAAGUUAACUUUGUCCUAGUUUUCAGAUAUAUUUGGUCAAACUUAUCCCGUUACCCAGUAUCAUAAUCUUCCGGUUGUUUGUUGCGCUGACUAGGACUUCUAAAAACAGCUCUGGGUUAACUUCCAAAAUACUGCACAGAAGGGAGACUGUGAACUUUGUCUCUCACAUCUGAGACUAUAAUUAUUCCCAGAAGAGUGUUUGGUAAAAACAGAAUGUGUGGUAACAGUGAAGAAUAGCCCUCUAAACCCAAGAAUGGUGUGUACAGAUAUAAUAUCCAACUCUUUAUUCUAAACUUAUGAGCACGUCUUGUUUGAUAGAAAUAGCUAUUUCCUAGGAUGUAGCCAGUAACUAGCCAGUAGACGUCAGAGUGGAGUUAAAGUAAACUGAGAAUAUGUUCUACUUAGGGCUAGGCGAUAAAACGAUAACGAUACAUAUCCAAAAUUAAUUUUCCUCGAUGUCGAUGCAAAAUAUGGUCAAUAUGCUUUUUGAUAGUCAGCAUUCUGCCAUGUUUUGGUAGACUAUACGAAUAGCCAAUGAAAAUGGGAGUUGCGCUGGGCUGAACCAAUCAUGUGCUGGAUCAGAACCAAGUAGCAAACAACUGUGUAGUAGCAGGCAGCAGCUACAAGCAACCAUAGCACUGUAACACGUGAAGCCGACAGCAAGAAAAUGAGCGCUACCCCGGCAGAAAUGCAGAUGUGGGCUCAACAGAUGAUGCCUGGAGGUAUUUUGUCUUUUUGAGGACGGAAAUGAAGCAGAGUAGUGUGCACUGCAAAUCAUGCCGAGUACAUGUUCUUGCAAAGUCGGGGAAUACCUCAAAUCUUUUUCACCACCUGAAGCAGAGCCCCGCGGCAGAGCACACCUUACGACAAAACGAUAAGCACUGUCAAAUUUCAUUUAAGAGUAACAGGAAUAUUUAAGAUUGACAAGUGAUUUUUUUUAUAUUGUGAUAUACAUGGAUAUCGACUGAUAUGAAAAAAAUAUAUUGUGAUAAACUUUUUCCCAUAUCGCCCAGCCCUAGUUCUACUACUACUUUGGCCAGUUUUAUAAUUUAUUUGCCACCUUCAUGGCAAGUCCUGAUUAAAAUGUAUAUAUAAAGAAGUAGGCUUAAAUAUUUCGAAGUCAGUGUGGGAUCAUAUACAUGAGUAAAGUUUCAGACUGCAAGGGUAGUUGAAGGGACAGUUCCUAAAUAAAGUGUCUCAGAGACAGGCUGAAAUAAGAGUUUUUAAGACAGCAGCCUGAAUUAUGUCAAGCAUUUGUAAAUCCUGUAAACCUACCAAGAAGCUAGAGGGACACUUUAUUUUGAAACCACUUAUAGGAGCUUAAAGGAAGUAGACCGUGUGCACCCAGCACAGCACUAAUUACAGCAGGUGUGCUGCUAAUUGUUUGGGUAACAGGGUACAAGCUGCUGCUGCUGCUCUGCUUUCAAACUCGCCCCCACAGCUCUGCUACUUUUUGCUCUCUUAAGAUGUUUCCUAGGCUGGUUUUGUUUUGCGUGCUGUAUGUUUUGGCUGCACUCAUGUCUCUGUAAAGAAAAAAGAAAUGUUUUCAAACUACUCAAACCCUGGAGACUCCAACCUGUCAGAUGCUGACCACCAGUUGCAUGAGCUCCCUCACCGGUCUGUCAAAGUGAGCAUUAUAAUCGUUCUGGGCGUGAUGAUCACCGUGGGAAACAUUGCAGUCCUCCUGGUAAUUACUUCCUCCGUGGCUGGAUGGUCAAGGAACUCUCGGUACUUUCUGCUCUCUCUUACUGCUGCAGACUCUGCGUUUGGACUGCUGGUCAUGCCCCUGAAUCUGUGGGUGAGUCUCCUGAAAGACUACACUGAGGGCCCAGAUGCUCUGUGCCACAUUGUGGCCUUUUGCAAUGCCACCGUCUACUCCACCUGCAUGUACACACUGGCCACAAUAAGUCUGGAGAGGUACAUAGCGGUUUUCUACCCGCUGCAGUACCCGUCUCUGAUGACAAGAAAAAGGGCCCUGCUCCUGAUUGCCUUCGCCUGGUGUUUCCCUCCAUUUUUACUCUCGCCAAUUUCAAUCCCGGGUGGCAUUAUUGAGGUUCAUUUUUCUGCUGCCUCACUGGUCUGCAAUCCGUCCUACUCCUCAAAUGCUGGAUACUCCCUAACCUUGACAUGUUUUAUAUUCUUCCCCUGCUCCAUCAUCAUGACAUACGCCAAUCUGAGAGUGUGGUGUGCAGCCAAGAGACAGAGACUCAAACUGCGUAAAUACAACUGUGCACGUCGCAGCAGGCAAAAUGUGGCUUCCAGAGUGCUCGUACCUGUGAUGGCAGCUUACUACACCUGUUGGACACCCUGCAUGGCUGCUAUGAUCUACAAUGGUAAGAGACAGUUAGAAUAAACAUUUAAACAGACUGCUGUGGGGAAAGAUAAUAGCUGAACCUGGCACACUUGAUUCCAUUAUGGCCAUGUAAGCCAAUUUAUUCAAGAGGAUGGAUGUCUAAGGCUUUCUCAGACACCACAGUCUCCCUAUGACCCUGGUUAAAGUUUACAUUCAUCAGCUAAGUUCCACACAUGUACCACGUUUUUCUGAAACCUACCUUUACACACACAAAGUGAUGAAGAUGCAGUGAAAAUUGUAAACCAUGAACCAGUUUAAGAUUUAAGAUAACAUGACUCAGAAAAUGUACUUAUUUCCAUCGAUGUAUGGAUUGUCUACCUUCUAACUUUGCUGUCGAAGAAUGUAUUUUUCCUCUACUUCACCAUUACUUUAACUACCUUAGAGACAGCCAAACAAGUUGUUUAUUUAAAUGAGGAAUACUAGCAAACAUGGAAAGUAAUUUCCAAUGUUGGAAUGCAUUGAAGCAUUAUGAUAAGAAGAUUGUGGAUGAAACUGUUUUUGCGCAGCCAGGUUCUUCAAUAUCUCACAGUACUUCUGGUGUUUAAACUUCUCACUUCUGAUGUGGAUCCAGUUGAUAGUGACUACAGAAUUUUAAAAUUAUAGUAUUAUUGUUAUGCAGGGUUCCUAUGCAAGUAUGGAAAUUAUUGAAAAGUAUGGAAAUAAAUUUGAUCAAUUUCCAGGUCUUAAAAAGUCUGGAAAAUGAAAAAUAAAUAUGGAAAAAUAUUUAUGUUUCCAGACUAUUACCACCGUUCUAAAUGCUGUUUUCUAAAAUAGAAAAGUAGACAUUUCCAAAGAUAAUUCUAAAAAUUAGGGUACGGAAAUCCCAACUGUGUAGGAACCCUGGUUUUGGUAAAUACAUCCAGAAACUGUCAUAUCAUCUCUAUUUAUGAUUUUUAAUUUCCAGCAGUCUCACCAGUUAAUUUAAAAUUACAAAUUAGGCUAUGUCAAAUUUUAACGUUUAGUGAAAUUGUACCAAUAUUUACAAUCAAGUCAGUGCCGCAAUAUUAAUUAAUCUGCUUUCACAAAUUAAUAUUUAAUGUUGUCUCACUCUGCAAAAAUGUCUCUUUCCGUGUGCUGAUAGGAACAGCAGUCAUAGUUAUAGAUGUUCUUUUUGGCGUGAAUUUACUGAUUUGUUAUGACUCAAAUCUUAUUUGGAUUUUUUCCUCAUUCACCGGGAGCGUGUGCUGUCUCGCAGUAAUCAAGAAUGAAAAUGGUGUCACAGCCGGAUAUUUUUAGCUGUGAAGACCUUAUUCUUAAGAGGGCUUUAAUUCAUCUGAUAUGGAUGAAAAUCCUUACAAAAUGAAGCUGACAGUCUUCACUGAAACUUCAAAGUGGGCUGCUGUCCAAACGCUGGUGAGCUUCACUAUAGAGUGGUUUCUGCCACUCCACCAAAUCUAUGGGCUGAUUUAGUGCUUUAUAUCCAGACCACAAAUGUUAAGCUGUUGGCUGUAUAUCACUGCUCUCAGGGGAGGGCUUGAAUCUCCAGGGGCGAGUUUUCAUGUUUUAUUAUAUACUGAUGCUUGAUAUGCUCAUCUAUGGUUUUAAAAAUAAAUGAAACAAUUUAUAGACUUAGCAUGAUCAUAAAACAACUAAAGCUAUUAUGCUUAAGGUCUACUGAAUGUCACCCCCUUGUCUCAUGCAGAAGCUGCUGGUAACUGUUGUCAUGUUUUCUGCCCUGCAGCGGUCUCAGGAAGCAGCGUACCAGAGUGGGUUGAAUUUGUCGUGGUCUGGCUGCCAACCUCUAAUGGUUUCCUCAACUGCAUCUUCUACUUCUGGAUAAACCGAAGCUUCCGAAAGAAGUUCAGACUCCUCCUCCAGAGGCUGGCCGCAGCUCUGUGCCCUAAACUGGCCGGCUCUCUUUGGUGCAGCAGCUCUGCAAAGACUCAAUUUGUGUCAGGAGUCAACAACAAUAACAAUAGUGUUCAUGAGCGGUCCUCCAGUGUAUCAUCCACCUGCACACUGCUGAGCCUGGCUUAGGAAGAAGAUUACCUCUGGCAUUUUGGAGGACAAGAGGGUUUGCUGGGCUGCUUAACAUGCUGUAUCCCUAUGCAAGCUAUCAAGAGGUAAUGGGGUCAGAUGGAUCGAUACAGAAAUGGGUAAUGAUGGCAGGAAUUUGAAACAACCCCUGUACAGUCUUUGUCAUUAUAAUUUAAGUUAAAUGUAUAGUAUAUUUUUCUUUUUUACUUUCUUUUAUCCAAUUUCCCGUUUAAUCAGUGUUCAGUUGACUGCAACACAGGAUCAAUUUAUGACUUUUUGUUUUAUUAAAGCACACAACCUCGCCAGGAGUUGAUAAACCAUGACGGCCUCUUAAACCACCAUUUUAGUUGUUUUAUAGUCAGCCAUCAACCUUGUCUGUGUCCCACAAAUGUUUGCCUUUAUUCUGCCAAUCAGUCUUUUUAACAGUGUCAGCUUUUACACAUGAAGACGUGUUGCUUUAGUCAACACAUUUCACUUCAAAUAUCUGGGAUGAUUUGAUUGGCUCAUCAUGAGACAUUGGUAAUUAUACUUAUUCGAGACAUUUGUGAACUUACACCACUAUCUGAUCACUUUGAAGGAAAACAUCAACCUUCCCUUCAGUUUAAACUGUGUGUCAAAGACCAUGGCAUAUAACUGCAGAGAUAAGUUAACCUUUAAGUCACAGCAUUUCAGUUUAUGCAAGGAGGAAAGUAAUUAAGCAGCUACACUGUAGAAAGGUCACCACAUUUAUGCCAGCAGCAGAUAACUUGUGCGACUGUGGUUGUUUAUUUUCAGAUGUUAAGCCCAUGAUCUUUUCUCAGUGUCUUCUACACAGCGUGAGUUUAACUCGGACAUGCUUGUGCUCUGUCAUCUUCUUAUGAGUCAAUAGGACAUGAUGCCAAAUGCCCCUCGCGAACUUGUCAAAAUAACUGUGUGGAGCUUCACAAGAGCCGCCAUAACACAGUGUAUGUCCUGUUGUAUACUUUAAUUGUUUUAUGUUUCUAAAAUCUAAAUUUUAUAAGAGAUGAAAAGAUGUUUGAUAAUUAUUGAAUAAUGGAUUUACUUGUGAAAUAAAGUAUUAUACCUUU
Molecule: messenger RNA, 10780 nt
Organism: Xyrichtys novacula (pearly razorfish)
Lineage: Eukaryota; Metazoa; Chordata; Actinopteri; Labriformes; Labridae
Source: the annotation of a GenBank genome assembly